This is a messenger RNA of Camellia sinensis, 3303 nucleotides long. Lineage: Eukaryota; Viridiplantae; Streptophyta; Magnoliopsida; Ericales; Theaceae. The record is from RefSeq and is a predicted model, not a curated record.
AGAGAGAGAGAGAGAGAGAGAGAGAGAGAGAGAGAGAGGGGGGGUCGGUUACAGUUGGUAGCAAAACUUAAGAAGAAUACCUCAUUGAUGAUGAUGAUAAUGAUCAUCAUGAUGAGAGUUUCAUAAGUCAAUCUCAGCCGUCCAUUUAAUCCCAUUACGUAGUCCCACAUUAUAGCAAGUCACAGUCUCUCUUCGUUCUUAUCCUCACCACCUUCCUUGUAUAAAUUUUCCAUGAAAAUUCUACAAGAUUUUUGUGUUCAUAUAUUCAUGGAGUAUAUGCUUGUAGUCUGUAACACCCACCGAUGAUAACAACCUCACACUACCAAACAAUCCCAAACCCAAUCCAAUUCAAUCCAAACUAAACCUUUUCUUUUCUUUUCUUUUUCAUUUUCUUUCGCUUUCCCGAGAAAAAUAACCCCAAACCAAUUUGUUUUGUUUCUGGGUUUUCUCUGAUUAUGCUUUCUAGAUCUUGUUUCAAUCUCUUGAACCUCGAAGAUUACUCUCGGGUCGAUCGGACUCGGAUCCCAAGAGUCAUGACUGUUCCGGGGAUAAUCUCGUGCUUGGAUAACAAUGGCGGCGAAGAAACAGAGCCCGAUAAUGAUGAUGAUGAUGUUGUUUCGUCUGUAAAUCAAGAACGAAGAAUCAUUGUAUCCAAUCAGCUUCCAUUGAAGGCACAUCGUGAUUCGGAGACAAAGAAGUGGUGUUUUGAUUGGGACAAAGACGCGUUGGCUUUACAGCUCAAAGAUGGUUUUCCACAAGACAUUGAAGUGAUCUAUAUUGGGUGUUUAAAAGUAGAGAUCGAAGUUUCAGACCAAGACGAGGUUUCUCAAUUCCUUUUCGAGAAAUUCCGAUGUGUUCCCACAUUUUUACCAUCGGAGAUUCAGAACAAGUUCUAUCAUGGGUUUUGCAAACACUAUCUUUGGAAUCUGUUUCACUACAUGUUACCUGUGACUCCAAAUCAUGGUGUUCGAUUCGAUCAGAGUCUAUGGAGAGCCUAUGUCUCUGCCAACAAGGUGUUUGCUGAUACAAUCAUGGAAGUGAUCAACCCAGAUGAGGAUUAUGUUUGGAUACACGAUUAUCACCUCAUGGUAUUACCCACUUUCCUGAGAAAAAGAUUUCAUAGGAUUAAACUUGGGUUUUUCCUUCACAGUCCCUUUCCAUCCUCUGAAAUUUACCGAACUUUACCUGUUCGCGAUGAGAUUCUUCGAGCUUUAUUGAAUUGUGAUCUUAUUGGAUUCCACACAUUUGAUUAUGCUAGACAUUUCUUGUCUUGUUGUAGUAGAAUGUUGGGUUUGGAUUAUCAUUCUAAAAGGGGGUACGUUGGGUUAGAAUACUAUGGUAGAACGGUUAGUAUCAAGAUCCUCCCUGCUGGGAUUCAUAUGGGUCAGCUUGAAUCUAUCAAGUCCUUUCCCGAUACAUCGAAGAAAGUUCGCGAAUUGAAGGAAAGAUUUGAGGGGAAAAUUGUGUUGUUGGGUGUGGAUGAUAUGGAUAUGUUUAAGGGUAUUAGUUUGAAGUUCUUAGCAAUGGGACAUCUCUUAGAAGAACACCCUGAAAUGAGGGGGAAAGUGGUUUUGGUUCAAAUCGUAAACCCCGCGAGGAGUCGGGGUAAGGACAUUCAAGAGGUUCAAAAUGAGAUCAGUAGUGUUCUAAGUCAGGUUAAUGACAAGUAUGGUAAACCCGGGUAUGAUCCGAUUGUGUUUAUUAAUGGCCCGGUUUCAACCCAGGACAAGGUUGCUUACUUUGCUAUUUCGGAAUGUUGUGUUGUGAAUGCUGUGAGGGAUGGUAUGAAUUUGGUGCCUUACAAGUACACAGUGUGUAGGCAAAGCAAUCCUGAUUUAGACAAUGCCUUAGGGCUUGAAGGAUUAGAAACGCCGCGAAAGAGCAUGAUUAUUGUAUCCGAAUUCAUAGGGUGCUCACCAUCGCUCAGUGGGGCGAUCCGGGUCAAUCCAUGGAACAUUGAUUCUGUCUCGGAGGGGAUGAAUUUAGCAAUCACAAUGCCAGAAGCAGAGAAACAAAUGCGCCAUGAAAAGCACUACAAGUAUAUUAGUUCUCAUGAUAUUGCCUAUUGGGCUAGGAGUUUCGAUCAAGACCUCGAGCGAGCUUGUAGAGAGCAUUACAGGAAGAGGUGUUGGGGAAUUGGGUUCGGUUUAGGAUUCAGGGUUGUUGCUUUGGGUCCUAAUUUCAAAAAACUCGCAGUGGAACACAUUGUACCGGCUUAUAAUGGGACUAAUAGCCGGUUGAUUUUGUUGGAUUAUGACGGUACAAUGAUGCCACAGGGUUCUGCUGACAAAUCUCCAAGUGAUGAUGUUAUUAAGGUUUUGAAUGGAUUAUGCGCUGAUCCGAACAACAUUGUUUUCAUCGUGAGCGGAAGAGGAAAAGAUUCUCUAAGCAAGUGGUUUUCUCCAUGCGAAAAACUCGGUCUUUCAGCAGAACAUGGAUUCUUUACUAGGUGGAAUAAGGACUCUCCGUGGGAGUCAUGUAUGUUGGCGAUGAAUUUCGAUUGGAAGACAAUUGCUUUGCCGGUUAUGGAGCAUUAUACGGAGGCAACUGACGGGUCAUUUAUAGAGCAGAAGGAAAGCGCGCUCGUGUGGCACCAUCAAGAAGCUGACCCUGACUUUGGAUCGUGGCAGGCGAAAGAGCUUCUUGAUCAUCUUGAGAGUGUUCUUGCUAAUGAACCUGUGGUUGUUAAAAGAGGGCAACACAUUGUUGAAGUCAAACCACAGGGUGUGAGCAAAGGAGUAGCAGUGGAAAGUCUGAUUGCAACAAUGCAGAUGAGGAGGAAGCCGCCGGAUUUCGUUUUGUGUGUAGGCGAUGACCGAUCAGACGAAGAUAUGUUUGAGACGAUUGCAAGAUCGGUCACCAACCCGUCAAUGCCCGCCAUAGCAGAAGUUUUCGCCUGUUCUGUCGGUCAGAAACCAAGCAUGGCAAAAUACUAUCUUGAUGACACUUCUGAAGUAAUCAAAAUGCUUCAAGGCCUUGCUGGAAUGUCUGGGCAGCCUAAUAAGUCUCCAAUUUCGCAGGUAGUCAAUGGUAUUGGAGGCACAUCUUUGACUCCAUCGGACUUUACAAGAGGCAUAUCGGAAAGUUUGAUGAGUGCUCCAACUCAGAUUUUUGGUUCUGGAUCUCUAGCCUCAUCGGCUUCUAAUGCAUGCACACCGGGAAGCUUGUAUAUUAGGGACCUGUUUGACUUGUUUAUUGUAAUUGAACAGUUUGUUUUUGAGAUUGCAACUUAUUAUGUUUCCAAUUUGGAUCUGUAAAACAGGAUGCCUAUUAAUUAGCAAUGAAGUUAUGUUAUUAUUAUUA